UUCAACUUGGAAACAAUGAAUUGUUCGUAUUUCAGCCUCAUUUUGAUAUUUCUAGCAUCAAUUGGAGAAGUAAUUCCUGAAAAAAGGUCAAAUUCGAGAAAAAUCACCCAUUUAAAAGAAAAAAAUGCUGCUCAGAAGAAAUCUCGUGCUCCAACGUCAACGAGGAGGAAGUACAUCAUUAAAUGUUGCGGGUUCAAAAGAUGCAUGGGGAACGCGACUCGUCAACAAAGCAUAAUAACUUCGACAAUAUCAACUAUCGCCGUUACCAAAAAUUAUAAUAGCGACGUUGGCUUUUCUGCGUCAUUUCCGGGCAAAGCGGUGGACCCGACAGGAAGCUCGGCUUACAGUCAGGCUAGCAACCCAUCAUCUACCAACGUGAACGCAGCUUUGAGCGGUGAGGGUAAUGGGGCGGACAGCUUCAUUUCUGAAGGGACAGGGUCGACGGCUUUUCAAGAAAGCGGCUCUGCAACGACAUCAAUGAGCAAAACAUCCUCUCUUGUUGAACGCGCCAGUGGGGAUUCAACGGAUGGAUUGGACACUAAUUUAUCCUCUCUGGCGAAUGACUUCUUUACAAAUUCGACAAAUAACAAUAAAGAAGUGGCAUCACAAUCUGCAACAACAGUUGGAAUAAAUUCUGGCCUGUCUUCACCACCAGCAUCAUUUACUAAAAAUAAUGCAGGGGCAGGAACAACCACGUCAAUUAAAUCGAUUAUCAAUGCUUUGACCACAGCUAAUCCGAUAAAUCCAGCUUCAGGGAUAACUAUCAGAACAGCUAGCACAGCUGUGCCACCAGGAACAUCGCAAUCAACAAAAUUAGGAACAUCUACCACGACAAUUCAAGCUACUACGACAUCUCCAUCCUGCCGUGUCACGUGUGCGGACUUCAACAAUUCCCUGACACAGAGUCAGUCGUCUCAACCUGCAGGAUCUGUGAAAACAGCAGCUACGUGCAGCCGGCAGUAUUUUGUUUCAACUUCUUCCGUGGCAAGAAACAAGGCGACGUUGGGAUGCAAGGCUUUGAGCAUGACUCUCUUGACCACCACUUCUCUCGAGGAAAUAAACUGUCUGGCAAACAGCUUUAAAGGCACAUUUUGGACUGGUGGCUCUAGCGAGGGAAUCAAUUGCAAGGGCGAAAAACAAUACGCGUGGUGUUCAACUGGUCACUUGAUGUCUCCAUCUCUGCUCUCAAUGGCUAAAUUUUGGCUUUCAACCAACGCCAUGGCUAUUAAUACCGUGGGAAAAUGUCUGGCCCUCACAAUCUUGGACAGCACAAACAAAGGGAUGGUGCACAAGAAAUGCGACGAUGUGUUGCCUUUCGUUUGUCAGUUCUCGACCGACUGCCCACAGCAGUGCGACAAAAAUCCUUCAUUGUUUGAUUCAAAUGGAAACUUGAAAAAUAAAACUUCUUAUGGAACUUGGAUCGACAUUGGGAAUACCACCUAUCUUCUUGGAAACAAGCCGAUGUCUUGGUUGUCCAGCUGGAAGCAGUGCUGCGCGUUGGGAAUGGAAAUGCUGAACAUUGAAAACACUGCUGAGCAGCGAGGCCUGACCAGCUUGACCGUCGGCCAAAAUAAAAAAAUGUGGAAAGCGAAUUUCAAUUACUGGACUUCUGGUACGUGGAAUGGCGCACCAGCAGGCCAAUGGUCGUGGUGCAAAACCACGGGGCCGACUAUCUUGGAUAAAAACAUUAUCUGGGAGCGCGGCCAACCCGACAACAAAGGUGGAAACGAAAGCUGCAUCCACUUUCGCUUCGUUUUGAACUCCACGGGCACGAUCUUAACUGACAGAAACUGCGACAGUAAAUUCGUAUUCGCUUGCAAGACGUCACUUCUUACAACUACUGCUAAGCCGUGCAUCGCCUCGUGCCCACCGAUAAACACCUGCCAGCGAAAUCCCUUACUUUUCUCAAACACAAAAUCUUUAAUUGACUUCACCUCCUACGGCGAGUGGUACGAUGCGUGCGGCCGCACCGUUUUGAUGUACACCAAAACCAAAUCGGACUGGACAAACGCCUGGAAGCAGUGCUGUGCCGUCGGACUGAACCUGACCUCAACGGAGUCGGCCGGGAAAUUGAGUUGCUUUUCCAGGAUUGUCACCAAGUUCGCUCCGAAAACCUACGGCGAUUUCUGGCUGGCCGGGACGGACGUGGGGUGUCCGUCCACCUUCAGGUGGUGUCCACUGAACCGUAACUUCAUCAACCCUGAGCUCAGUUGGAAGGAAGGACACCCCAAGGAGGGCCUGGACUGCGUUUAUCUGGAGGCGAGGAACGGAUCGGUGCUGCUGGCCACCGCAAACUGCACCGAACAGAAAUUCUUUUUCUGCGACCUGAUAAAGGUGGCGGCCUCGUCCCAACGCGCCAUUCAAAACGAGUGCGCUGACAUUUGGGACAUUACCAGUGAGCAAAUUGACAAUCUGCUGAUCUCCAGCUUUUUUAAUUCGCUGAACAUCACACAAAAUCUCAGGUGCUUCUUGAAGUGCAUCGGUGUCAACCUUGGAAUGUUUGAAUUAGGAGGAGUGAAUGGAAUUGAUUUGUUGCGGCAAAUAGAACUAGCGGCUGAAGAGGACCCUGUCCAAAUGCAAAAUGGAUUCAACGCUUACGACACAUGCAGCGGAAAAAAGUUUGACGACGAGUGCGUAACUGCUGAGGAAAUUUACAAGUGCGGUCUGCAGGAGGCACCCGAUCUGGUCACAAAAAUCGUAAACAAUAAUAACAACAAUGAUUCCAUGCUGACUCCACCGCUCCCGUGCGUUCCGAAGCCCCGAUCCUGUUGGCUCUCGAAUUUGUAUCCCUGCAUCGCAAAUCAAACGGCAAUCGAUGAAAUCAACAAAAACGGAACAGAUGAGAUGGGAAGAGUUUUUCCGUCUCCGUCGGGAAAGUCUUUCUACAUCGGAAGAGUUAAAACUACAGGAAUUGAUGUGGUUGCAGUUUUCCAACGUUGCUGUGCGCUUGGAAUGAGACUUUUCGAACCAGCCUCGUCGGCAGAUUUUAAAACCGCUUACGGAGCAUCAACUAGUUUGGACUACUACACUAAAAGUGCCUAUCUCAUGGGAGACACGGAGUCGAUCAACCAGACGCACGAGGUGUGGUGCCGCAGCCGCAAAGUUUUGCCAGACGCGCUUUACUCGACCACUCUGGCAGUGCCGAGGUUUCCCUGCACCGAAUCGAUUAUGGGCGCCACGACCUCAUUUUCUUACGCCGUUGUGUCCAGAUCGAAUGAGAACAUUCACAACUUGUACAUCAACCGGGCUAAUAUUAACGAUUUUGUCUCUUUCAUUUGCGAGAAAGUGUAGAAAAAUUGGUAUAUUGCGAUUUGUGAUAAUUUAAUUUGGAUCAAAAUUCAUAAAAAAAAAUUGUUGGAAAAGGUGAUUCAUGUGACAAAAGUUUCUGGAUUUCGGAUCACAAUUAAAGAUU
Cloeon dipterum is the source of this 3412-nucleotide messenger RNA. RefSeq lists its product as uncharacterized. The coding region runs from base 16 to 3291 and encodes 1091 amino acids. Lineage: Eukaryota; Metazoa; Arthropoda; Insecta; Ephemeroptera; Baetidae. Gene Ontology annotation, molecular function: odorant binding. The record is from RefSeq and is a predicted model, not a curated record. The transcript has 28 exons.